This is a messenger RNA of Callorhinchus milii (elephant shark), 996 nucleotides long. RefSeq names its product SET domain and mariner transposase fusion gene (gene setmar). The record is from RefSeq and is a predicted model, not a curated record. Gene Ontology annotation, cellular component: nucleus. Gene Ontology annotation, molecular function: protein binding; histone methyltransferase activity; zinc ion binding. The coding region runs from base 2 to 931 and encodes 309 amino acids. NCBI's taxonomy places the organism in Eukaryota, Metazoa, Chordata, Chondrichthyes, Chimaeriformes, Callorhinchidae. The transcript has 2 exons.
AAUGGCUACGGGCGCUCUCCUGGACCCCGACCUGAGCCGUGGAUUGGAGGACCUGCCCAUCCCGGUGGUCAACGAGGUCGACGAUGAGCGUUUGACACCCGUACAGUACACGCCCGAGAACGUGGCAGGAGCCGGGGCGGAACUGGAUCCCGCGGAGGUCACGUUGCCCGGCUGCGAUUGCCUGGCGCCGUCCUGCGCACGGGCCUCGUGCGCCUGCCUGCAGCGCCACGGAGCGGCGUACGACGAGGGCGGCCGGCUGACCGUCACGGCCGCGGGCGCCGGACCCUCCCCGGCCCCCGUGUUCGAGUGCCACGUCAUGUGCAGGUGCGGGGAGACCUGUGCCAACAGGGUGGUGCAGAGGGGCUCGGCCUGGCCCCUGGAGGUCUUCAAGACCCCCGGGAAGGGCUGGGGGCUGCGCUCGGCGGCCCCCAUCAGGCGGGGAUGCUUCGUGUGCGAGUACGCGGGCGAGGUGCUGGGCCACGCGGAAGCUUCCGCCAGGGUCCGGGCUCAAGCUCCGGGCGACGCCAAUUACGUGAUCGCGGUGAGGGAGCACCUGAGCGGAGGCCGGACCCUGCAGACCUUCGUGGAUCCCAGCCGGGUGGGCAACGCCGGCCGCUACCUCAACCACUCGUGCCGCCCCAACCUGUACAUGGUGCCCGUGCGGGUGGGCGGCUGGCACCCCAGGCUGGCGCUCUUUGCCGCCCGCGACAUCCCGGCCCGCCAGGAGCUCUGCUACGAUUAUUCCGGAAGGUUCAACAACGACCGCGACGCAGACACAGACGCAGACGCCGCGAGGGCAGGGUUGAGCCCGGGGGAGUCGCGCCCGCCCUCGCCCGCGGACCGCAAGCCGUGCCUCUGCGGCUCGGAGGACUGCUCCGGCUUCCUGCCCUUCGACCCGUCCCUCUACCCGCCCGAGGGCGAGACGCUGUGACGAGACGUUUCGCACGAGACCCCGUGGAACCGAGUUGUCAGAGACGGACGUCCUUCGAAGAGACG